GUAAAUAAUACAAUUGUGUCAAAUACUCUGUUGAUUUAAAAAAUUUAGCUUUCGUUGUAACAAAACUUCAUUAAUUGAAUUGCAUAAUGGCCAUUUUCACGUUUAGAAAGUUCCCUUCACCUAAUGUCUUAUUGCUUCUGUUAGCAAACAUUUGUUCACGUCGUCGCGCAAUGGUGAAGAAAGUCUGGUGUCGUGAGCUGUUUGGGAAAUUUCUUCAGGUGAGAUACGAGCCAACGCAGGCACGAUAUUUUUCCGAGCCGAAAUGUCAGGACACCGUUCGGUUAUGGUACUUGGCCUACCGCUACCUCAUCUUCUGCCUCUGGUUGCUCAUUAUCCUCUGCUCCGUCUUCGAGAUCGGCAGUGUUAAUCCCCUCGGGCUUUUGGAAAAGUGGCCGAUCUACUUAACGAAUUGGGACUUGAUUCUUGGCCUCGUUCAGUCUUUCCUCGCUUGCGUCCUGGUCACGCGUCGCUCGAGGUACCAGGAACAGCCAGGCUUCGACGCCUCGAGCUUAUACUACGGGAAGCUCGAGAAGUUCUACUGGUUCAUGUACGUGGUUACCUCGAGCUUAGCGCUGGGCGUCACCAUCACGUACUGGGCCCUCAUCCACGAUCCAGCAAUUCACCACGUUGACGUCCUCAAUAUCCUCAUUCACGUAGCCAACAGCUUGCUCAUGAUUGUGGAUUUGUGCGUGACGAGUGUUCCCUUUGAAUUCCGUUGUUUCUGGUGGUGUCCCUUCUUCGUCAACUUCUACCUGAUAUUCAGCAUCGUGUACUAUUUGGCCGGCGGAUUGGAUAAGAACGGCCAGCAUCGCAUCUACAAUAUACUCGACUGGGAGAAGCCGAUUAUGACAUUACUCAUAUGCGCGGGUGGACUGACUUUCUUGGUUAUAACGCACUGCUUGCUGUGUAUUUUGGCUCGAUUGAGGAACCAUGUGUACGAGCGAAGGCGGAAACCUUUUGUCAGCGAUGCCAAAAAUGUCAAAAAUAUGGGCAAGGAGCCAACGUAUACACGGAAAAACGAGUCUUGCGUUUGAGAUAAUGCUUUAGAUUUUUUUUUUUUUUCUUCAAAACAUCUGAUGAAAGUGAUUUUGUGUAGCGCGUAAAGUAGCCUUUUGUUUAUGCUUUAGUUCUCAGGUGAUGUAAGAUCUUGCGGGCAGCGAGAUAAAUACUCAUUUGUGUAACUAUCAGCUAUCGUAUGCGCUAUUUUCCUGUUUGGACCUCGCAGUGUGACACGCUCACAUUAAGCUAAUUGGCAGUGCGUAAAAAAUGACGAAAGAAACUAAUGUUAUUUUGGUUUCUUAUUAUUACUUUGUUUUUAUAAUUAUUAG
Molecule: messenger RNA, 1328 nt
Organism: Ceratosolen solmsi marchali
Lineage: Eukaryota; Metazoa; Arthropoda; Insecta; Hymenoptera; Agaonidae
Product: protein rolling stone
Exons: 2
Coding region: 87-1034 (315 amino acids)
Cellular component (GO): membrane
Source: RefSeq, a predicted model, not a curated record